Molecule: messenger RNA, 2457 nt
Organism: Amphibalanus amphitrite
Lineage: Eukaryota; Metazoa; Arthropoda; Thecostraca; Balanomorpha; Balanidae
Exons: 1
Coding region: 1-2457 (818 amino acids)
Biological process (GO): DNA integration
Molecular function (GO): RNA-DNA hybrid ribonuclease activity; nucleic acid binding
Source: RefSeq, a predicted model, not a curated record
AUGGCUGUCGUGCAACUGAACAAACAGAAAGUCAGACCGGUGAUGGACUUUCGAGAAAUGAACACCCACGUGGACACUUUCACGGCAGAUGCGGACGUGUGCAAUGAAAAGUUGAGAGAGUGGCGCAAGCUGGGGAGAGACGUGGCGCUUUUGGACCUCAACAAGGCCUAUCUGCAAAUUCACGUGGAAAAGGAGAUGUGGCCGUACCAAACGGUUAUCGUCGGUGGCGUGCGAUACUGUCUGACGAGGAUGGGCUUUGGCCUCAGCGUAUCGCCCUGCGUCAUGAAAUCCGUGCUGGAUCUGGUCGUCAGCCAGGACUCGGACGUGCAGCGGGCAGUGUCGACGUACAUUGACGACGUGCUGGUUGACGAGGCCGUGCUGCCGGCUGAGAAGGUGGCCGAGCACCUGAAGCGCUUCGGUCUGGAGUGCAAACCGGCAGUAAAACUCAAGGACGGAGGCAGAGCUCUGGGGCUGAGAGUAUCAGCGGGAACAGACGGACUCAGAUGGAGACAAGAUAAUGAAGUCACGGGGAUCGAGCUGCCACUGACAAAGCGAAAGAUAUUUUCAUUCUGCGGACGUCUCACAGGGAAUCUGCCCGUAUGUGGCUGGCUCCGACCAGCUACCUCGUACCUGAAACGACGCGCGAGCGCGCUAUCCGAGAGGUGGGACGAUCCCAUCGAAGACAGUGAGGUGAAGAUCAUGGUUCAGGACCUGUUGGAGAAGGUGGCAGCAGAUGACCCAGCGAAGGGCAGAUGGGACGUGUCUGGAAGAGAUGUCACAGUCUGGACUGAUGCAAGCUCGUUGGCCCUCGGGGUAGCACUGGAAGCAGACGGCGAACUGAUAGAGGACGGCUGCUGGCUGAGGAAAGACGAUGGGACGCACAUAAACGUCGCAGAACUGGACGCAGCUAUCAAAGGAGUAAAUCUGGCGAUAUCAUGGGGAGCCAAGAAGGUUGUCCUAAUGACAGACUCCCGCACCGUAUAUCACUGGAUAUCAAACUCACUGAGCGGAAAGAUGAGGCUAAAGACGAAAGCCGCGUCUGAAAUGCUCAUCCGAAGACGUCUCUCAACUCUGCAGAUGCUGGGUGAGGAGUACAGACUGGACAUGUCUGUGCGAAGUGUGACCUCUGCUGCCAAUCGUUCCGACAAUCUCACAAGGGUGCCACGCAAAUGGCUGAGUCCAGAAGUGAAGACCAAAGCGCCAGGUACUCCGCGAGGCGCCACUGAAACCAGAGAUCCAGAAGCAGGGAAUGACAAGCACAGAGCCCUGUGUGCCGCGAUUGGAACGACAGCGAGGAGUGAUUCCUGUCAGAUCGCUGAAGCUGCUGUACAGCGGGAAGAGGACGGUAUCUCUGCGAACGAGCUCGGUGUGACUGGUGUCGCAGCCGUGGCAACAGCCGUGCAGUGUGAACAGGACCGCGUCGCUCAGAUUCAUGCUGAUGCCGGCCAUCCCGGAAUCAGAAGAACGCACUUCUUCGCUAAACGUGUCAUGCCCACGGUCACAAAGACCUGUGUCAGGAACGUGGUGACGAGCUGUCAAGUCUGCCAGUCGAUCGAUCCUGCCCCUGUCAAGUGGAAGAAAGGCGAACUCAGUGUCAAGCAGGUCUGGACAAGACUUGGGAUCGACGUCACAGAGUACCGCGGCAGAUUAUACCUCACCAUCAUCGACUGCGGCCCAAGUCGAUUCACCAUUUGGCGUCCACUGAGACUGAAAACAAGUUCAGUUCUGGUGGCCGAGCUACGCUCCAUCCUGUUGGAGAGAGGAGCGCCGGAUGAAAUCUUACUGGAUAACGACCCAGUGUUUCGAAGCAGGCGUUUUGGUGCAUUUGCUGCAGAGUGGGGCGUGCGACUGACGUUCCGCUGUGCCUACGUCCCGUCCGGAAACGGUGUCACCGAACGCGUCCACCGCACCGUCAAGACCAUAGCAGCAAGGAAGGGAUGUGAUAUCUCAGAAGCUGUGUACAUUUACAACAUGACCCCGAAAGACAACAAGACAGACAACUCGACGCCAGCGAACCAGCUGUAUCGCUACAACUGGAGGACGAGUCUGCCACACUCCGACCCUUCAGCGCAGCAGGAACCGGCUGGCGGGUACCGCCCGCCAAAAGAAGCGUACGAGCCCGGAGAUGCUGUCUGGGUGAGGCCACCCGGCGCGCGCUGUCACACACAGUAUGAGCAGGGCGUGGUGACACGCACGCUCUCGGAACAGGCCGUGGAGGUGAACGGAGUGCCCCGCCACGUCCGAGAGCUGCGACAUCGGCUCCAACAGGACCAUGAAGCUGAGGAUGACAGUGACUCAAGUGAGAAAGGACCCAUGCUGGUGUCCCUCCCCGUCAGACAACCAGAAGUGACGCCACAGUCCGAGACCGCCCCGGUCACAGGUCGAGACCGCCCCGAGACCGUUUUGCGGCGAUCAGAGAGGCUCCGAAGUCGUGCCGCUCGUGAAUCACAGGUGUGA